CCGCCUCCGCCUUCGCUCGGUUCUUUCCGGAUAGUCGUGGCUGCGCGGGGCUCCCCCUGCCGGCACGGAGGUGGCGCUGCGGGGCGGGGCCCCGGGGAAGGGGCGUGGUCAUGGAUAAGGAGGCGUGUCCAGCGGGGGAGUCGCGCACCCGGUUCCCACGUGGUUCUGGUUUCCCGUCUCUCCCCCCCGUUCUCGGGUGCAAUUCCAGGAGACACGGCAGGCGUCCCGGAAUGAAAACCUCCUGUGACAUUUUGCCACCUACCAAGAAGGACGCGGUGUAGGAUGAGAGGCGGAUAAUAUCGCCGGGACCCACUGUAAGGGUCCCGCCCGCCGCGGGCAGAGCGUAGCCGGGUCAUUUGCUCCUGCCAGCCCCGGCAGGGUCUCCGUGCGGGCAGGAAGGCUAGGCAGCGCGACACCAUUGGGGGGCACACCUUAGGGGUUACCAGGGUUCAGUUUAGUCCACAAGCCAUGCUGGGGUGACACGAGGACACUGGCAGGUGGCAGGUCCCCAGUCCCACGGAAAGGCUGGUAGCUCACGGAGGUAACUGCGGUGCUGCAGGAGACCCCGUCGGGAGCACGCUGCUCUGCCGGCACUGACACUGCUCAGUAUUGCUGCGUGGGGGGGCUCGGCCCCGUCCUCACCUUCACACACAGCCAGGAACUCAAGGGAGCACCUCCUCCCCCCUCUCGCACCACUUGUUUUUCGGCGCUGCUUGGUCCCAGCUUACGCAGCUGGGUCCCCCCAAAAUCAAGUGGGCUCUGUGCCCCCCCCCCGUGUGGCUUCACCGCGGGGCAGGGCCGGCGCGGCGUUCUCGGAGGCAGCGCAGGUGUCGGGAGCCGCGUGCGGUCGAUGACGACGCCGGGAGCCGCCGGGGGGUGACCGCCUCCUUCCUGCCCUGGCGGCGAGGCGAGCGCGGGGCCGCAGCUGCGGCAGCAGCGCCAUGUGCCAGCGCCGCCGCGAGGGACCGGGGAGCCGGCACCUGCCACCCCCCGCGGGGGCUCCGAGCGGCCCGGGAGGGGAGCACCCCAAGGAUGGGGGCUCGGAGCUCUGCAGGUGCAGGUGCUGGUCCCGUGAUUGAUGUUGCUAUGGGUUGGGGUGAAGCCUGUCCACAUCAGGAUUGAUCUUGCCGGGCUCCGGCAGCAGAGUUAGAGGCCUGGGGGCUACAGGAAGGGCCCCCGCAUCCCCGGUGCUCUGGGGGGGCCGUCUCCCCCUCGGGGACAUCCGGGUGGCAGCCCACUGUGGCGAGGUGUGUGACGCCAGAAGCGGAGCCGAGGUUCAUAUUUGGGCACGGAGCAGGUUAUUGGAGGCCGCGGCCCCGCAGCCGGGAGAUGAGGCGCCUGAUAAAGACUGCGCCGGUGCUGCCGCCUGCAUUGGAUCGGGCACCGGCGAGAGCUGCCCUGGCUGCGUUGGGUUGGGGCCGGUGGCAUGGGACCGAUGGUGUUGCUGGGGCUGCUGCUGUUCACGCAGCUGCCUGGGGGUGAGUGCCGGGAGGCUGGGAUCGGGGCCGGGCUCGGCAGCCUCGGUGCCGCAGGCUCCGGGGAGCUGCGUCUGGUGGGCGGCGGCGAGCGCUGUGCCGGGCGUGUGGAGGUGAAGCACGGCGGUGAGUGGGGCUCCGUGUGCAUCUUCGACUUCGACUUCGAAGAGCGAUGGGCCACGGUGGUGUGCCGGCAGCUGGGCUGCGGCCGGGUGGCCAAGGCGUCGCCGUACGCCCCGUUCGGGCAGGGCAGCGGGCGGAUCUGGCUGCAGCCCUUCUUCUGCCGCGGCACCGAGGAUGCGCUGCAGGAGUGUCCGCACUUCGGAUGGGGAGAGCACUUAUGCGGCCACGAGCUGGACGUGGGGGUGAUCUGCACAGAUGGCGUGGAGCUGAGGCUGGCGGGCGGUGGCAGUCCCUGUGCCGGAAGGGUGGAAGUGAAGCUGCAUGGCCGCUGGGGCUCGGUGGGAGACGACAUCUGGAACAUGAAGGAUGCCGAGGUGGUUUGCCAGCAGCUGGGCUGUGGCUCGGCUGCCGGAGCCUACUUCGUCCUCGACCGCUUCAGCCCAGGGGACGGGCCAGUCAACCUGGCCAUGGUGGACUGCAAGGGCUUCGAGGCCACGCUCUGGGACUGCAAGAUCCGUGGCUGGGGACCCUAUAACAUCAGCUUCCGUGACUUCGACACUGCUGUGGUCUGCACAGGUUUUUCCCGGCUGGUUGGUGGUGACGGGGCCUGCGCCGGGCAGCUGGAGGUGCGGCAGGGCAGGGCCUGGCUUGGUGUCUGUGAGGAUCAGGUGGACGUGAAGGCGGCGCAGGUGGUGUGCAGGGAGCUGGGCUGCGGGCCGGUGCUCUCCAUCCCCGGCAGCGGCCGCUUUGGGGCGGCAUCGGGGUCGCUAUGGGACGGAGGCUUCCAGUGCCAUGGCACCGAGCCCCUCCUCAGCGCCUGUGCCCGGCGUCCGCCCCGCGGCCGGGGCUGCAGCGGCCCUGGCAGCGUCAUCUGCUCCCCCUACACGGGCUUCCGGCUGGAGAACGGCAGCUCGGCGUGCUCCGGCCGGGUGGAGGUGGAGCUCAGGGGGACGUGGGGCUCCGUGUGCGCCAGCGAGUGGGACCUGCCCGAUGCCCACGUCCUGUGUCCCCACCUGGGCUGCGGGAGCGCCCUCGGCGUGUCCCCGGGAGGCUCCUUCGGCAGCGGGGAGGGCCCGCUGCGGCCGGACGCCUUCGGCUGCAGCGGGAGCGAGCGGCACCCGGGCGAGUGCCCCGUGACCGUGCUGGGGAAGCCGCCCUGUGCCCCCGGCAACGCCGCCGCCGUCAAAUGCUCAGGCGUUGUCGAGCCGCUGCGGCUGGUGGAGGGUGAGACCCGGUGCGAUGGGUGGCUGGAGGUGGCCACAAAGACCGGGGCCAAACGCCGUGUGCCGGGAGACCUGUUGCUUCUACGGAAUUUCAGCAAGGUGUGCUGGGAGCUGGGCUGUGGAGAACUGGACGAGAGCAACGCUGUACCCGGUAAUGUUACCCUGAAGGAUAUCGAUGCGACGGAGAGGGCCGUCAUGGAAAGCGUGAUCAUAACCAUCCUGGGGAAGACCACUGCGCUGACGGAGUGGCCAGAUGAGCUGCCCAGUUACUUAUUUCAGGACCAGGUACCAACUUACUUCUUACAGUGGCUGACCACUGCACCUGCUGGCGUCCCUCACGGCACAUACCUUUUCUGUUCAGGUGGGUGUCCCGAGAAGGGCCGGACGUGGCGGUGCCCCAGGCAGCCAUGCCAGCGUCGCCCUUGUGUACCCGCAGGCAGCCGCCGGGUGAGGCUGGUGGGAAGCUCCGGGCGCUGUGCCGGGAUCGUGGAGGUCUACUGGGGCGGCGGCUGGAGCAGCGUGUGCCAGGAAGGCUGGGACGAGCGGGACGCUGCCGUUGUGUGCCGUGAGCUGGGCUGUGGCACGGCCCUGGAGGCCGCGAGCUCGGAGCGCUUCGGUGCCGGCACGGGCCCGCUGUGGCCGUACGCGCCCGAGUGCUCCGGGAACGAGGAGUCUCUGUGGCAAUGCGGGCGCUCGGAACGGCGCGAGUGCGGGCGCGGCGGCGGGGCAGGGGCCGUGUGCUCAGGUGAGCGGCGGGCAGCCCCGGUGUCCUACAACGGCACCCGGGGCCGCGUGUGCGCCAACGGCACCGGCCCCGGCACCGCCGGCACCGUCUGCCGCCAGCUGGGCUGCGGGGACCGGGGCUGGCUGUCGGCCGUCGCCGGCCCGCAGCCGUCCCGUGCCUGGCUGGCCUGGGUGGGCUGCGAGAACGGGAGCCGCUCGCUCUGGGGGUGCCCCUCGGCAGCCUGGCACCUGCAGAGCUGCGGCGCUGGCGGGGACGCCCACGUGGCUUGCGAGGAGGACAGCGACGGCACCGCUGAGACAAACGCCACCUCAGAUCCAGAGGGUGCCACCAGCGCAGCCACAGGUGUCCCCAGCAGAAGCACCCUGGCAGUGGCCAUGGAGACUGUGCCUGUGCCAACCAUCGUGUACGCGGUGCUGGGGACGCUGCUGUGCCUGACCCUGGGUGUCCUGGCCGUGCUGCUGUGCCGUGCCCGUGCCCGGCAGCGAGGCGCUGGCAGAGCUGCAGAUGCCAUCUCCAACGCUGUCUACGAGGAGCUGGAUUACAGCGCCAUGCCGAAGCACCUGGAGGUGCCCAGUCGCCCAGGUGCUGUACCAUGUCCAGGUAGGACACCGCCACCGGAAAAAGCAUCCCAAAAAAAACACUCCCAGGCCUUGAGCUCGGGUGGCUUCUCUGCUUCCUGGAGAAACCGGGCAAGGGAGAAGAGCCGGGAUAGCCGCCCGUAUCUAGCCACUGCCUCCAGCACCCCUAGGAUGGAUUCCAAAGGCAACGUCCGAAGCGGAAACAAACCCGACGCCAAGGCCGCCAGCUCCGGGAAGCCGGAAAAACCCAACCCUGGGCCUGCCACCAAUGCAGACAAGAAGGAAGCCCCCAAAGAGCAGCCAGCUCCUGCCACGGCCACCAAGAAGGCAGGCGGUGACGCCGCCAUCGCCAACAACCACAGCAACCUGAAACCCAGCCCCGCCGCCACGGAGACGCAGGAGGCCAGCGGCCAGUCCCCUGACUCUGACCACAAGGGAAACAGCUCCGAGGAGUCAUCGGGCAGCUUCUUCGACAACAUGAAGCCCUUGAUCAUCGUCGGAGGAGUGGCGGUGGCUGCGCUGGCUGUGGUUCUGGGAGCGGCACUCCUAGCCCGGAAAAAAUGAAGACGGAGACGGGGUGGGGAUAAGAAACCCAGCCCAGCUGUACAGCUCCUUUUGAGACAAAUGCAUGCAGAGAAAUUCUAUACAUAGCUAUAUAUAUAGAGAGCGAGCUAGAUAGGUCAACAAGAAACACCAACUGCAACUCCAGGGUCUUGUUCAAGACAACUGUGCCAUUCUGACCCGCUGUGGGUAACUCCAUGCACUCAGUGUGUUCUUUCAUGUAAUAUAUCUUGGCUUAUACUGCUGUGUAUAGAUUACAGCUUCUCCUGAUCGGUGUAAAUGACGGUGUCCCCUCCCCUCCCCUGCUGUCCUCCCUGGGAGACACCCCCCCUGCUCUUGCAGUCCCGUUUUCAAGUCCAAAGUGUUCUACGUCCCAUUCGGAGUCCCAAUUUGUGUUUUUGGUUUCUGUUUGGUUCUGUUUUAACUUGGGCUGUGGUAAAGAAGAUGGAAGGGGAGUGCUAAGGGCCGGCUCGCCUGUUGCACUGGGGCUGGGAGUGUUUUUCCAGCCUCCCCCCGGGAAAAGGGAAGCACAGGGGCAGUGGCAGGGAAGAGGCAGCUCCCUGACCCGACAGCCACGGGCUAUCCCUAAUCAGUGUCUGUGUAUCCACCACGCAUCAUCCCACCUUGGAACACCCACCUGGGAAGUGCUCCGGAGGAACCAGGGUGGCUGCAGGUGGAGACUGCAUCAUGGCAGAGCCGAGUGUGAGCCUGGCAUGUCACAUCAGGUCACUCUUCUGGCUGAGCUGCCUGCGGGACAGUGACCAGAGGGGCUGUGCUGUGGCCCGGAGAAGUCCCAUUGCAGCCUUCAGGAACCCAGGGCUCGCCAGGGUCACGUGGGCAGUGUUUGGGAUAGAGAGACUUUGUUUUGGAUCUAGUAUUUCCUAAAGUUAUGCUGGGCUUGGCAGGGUGCUGUGGCCUCAGUCCAAGCUCCCUUGAGGUUGGCUGGACUAUUUGUGUUCAUUUUUUUGGGCUUUGGAUAAGGCCUUUCACUGGAUUUUUGCCCCCACUGAAGGCUGUGGUUUCUCAGCACAUGGGAAGACAGGAAAAGGGGGAGAUAUGAGCUGGUGUUAGGGGCAGAGAGGACCUGGGACCCCACGAAAGUGACACUGACCUACCUGCUUAAUACCAGGGAAACCCCUUUCAAGAGCACUGGAGUCUGUCCUGGGUGGAUUUCUUAACCUCCCUCUUGUGACAGUAGUAGCAGGGAUUUGUAACUUGUCCACACUUUGGAAAUGGAAACAAAUUCCCAGCCCUCAGGAGCAGCCUGAUUUCAUGGGUGAGUACACUGGCUCUAAAGCCAGACUUUUUGAGGGGAGGAGAGAGGGUGUUUAGUGCUUUGGCUGAUGCUCAGCACUAAACAGCAGGAGGUGAGGAGAUCUACCUCUGAAAGCUUCCAUUAGGCUUCUCUUGGCUGCUGCAAAACAGGGUGUUAUAAAAACCUCUCACAUUUUGGGUGUCAGUUGGAUCAGAGAUUAAAUGAGGUCCAGUGGGAACUUGGCAGUGGCCACAGUCCAUGGGCAGGGGCAGGAGUGAUGGUUAGAAAGAGGCUGUGACACAGUGGGGUGAGUUGUGUUACAGAGCCUGUCGUGCACCUUUAACUGGGAUGGAUGGAUGGAUGGAUGGAUGGAUGGAUGGAUGGAUGGAUGGAUGGAUGGAUGGAUGAAUUCAGGGGCUGCAGGGGUAGAGGGAGGUGUGGAUUCCUCAGGUGCUGCCUAUGCAGUGUCUGCCUCUGGCACAGUCCCUACAGUUCUUCUCUUGGCUGAUGUCCGGCUUAUUUACCUCCAAACCUGACCUGCUGAAUGCACAUCGUCUUGGAAUGCAUGGCUACUCCUAUGGUGAGCUCAGAAGAUGUUCCCAAAGGUGCAUGGCCUCUGGGAAUAUCAGACACCGUGUCCUGGUGUGGCUGGAGGUUGAUGCCUCCACCUUUGCCAGCACAGAGACAGGAGUGGGCGUGUUGGGCUCACAGGAGUUUUGGGAAGCAGGGCUACAGCUCCAGGUGAGAUCCUGGUAGCCUAAAGCACUUUUGGGAUGAGCUGUGGAUGUGUCUCCCAGCAGCAGUGUGUCACAGCCUGGGGAAGGGUUAGAAGCAGAAGGGUUCUCCUCUCCCCUCAGAUUUCUGCAGCACAAAUUUGCAGGGCAAUUUUCACAGGGAGUUUUGCUUAUGUUGCUCAGAAGGAAGGGAAAUCACUCCCUCCUGCUCUGGUUCAUGUGUUGCCAAGUAGGGUAGUGAUUUUCAUACAGUGACUUCUGUUUUCAAGAGAUAUUUCUACCUUUCCUGUCCCCUCCCUCCCUGUCAGCUCUGGCCUAGGAUUGUUUUUAGCAGUGUGUGACAUUAGGCACAGCAUCUAUCUAUUCUGCCAGCAUAGAUAGAUUGGGGGAGGAAGGUGAAGCGCCUGCUUCACUUCAGUCUCCAGUUUUAUUUUCUAAAAUGUUUUUAUUUCCUUGUCUUCACCUUUGGCAACAGAAGAGGGGAAAAACAGUUCUCAGCCAAUGGCCUUAACCUUUUUUCCAUCUCCCAACCCUGCCUGCCCUUAGAGCACUCAGAUUCAAGGCCACCAAUUUCAUCCAGAAACACCACAGAGGUGGUGAUGGGGCUGCAGCUCCUCAUCGGGGCACAUCACUCAUUCGAGCCCUCCCUGCACAGCAAACCUGGUAUGUCCUGUUCGUAAGGGAUUUCUGAACGUGGUCUGUCCUGUUCCCAAGGGAUUUUCCACUUCCUGUGAUCACUUAACAUUCUGCUGUCCAGGUUCUGCACCUGGAACCCACCUCUUUGGCAGUUUGGUUUGAAAACAUCUGUCUGUGCCUGUGUGUGUGUGCUUUGAAGCACACCCUGCAUGUACAAACCUUUGUGUUGUAUUGCUGCAGUCUGGGGGAGGGAGAGAAUCCAAGCUGGAGAUGCCCCUUCCUUCGUUCCCUGCAUUCACUCCAAGUGUCUGUGAUGUCUUUUCUGUGCCGUUCCCACCACGCCAUGCAGCUCCUGAAGUCCUUUCCAGUCCUGGUUUCUCCUCAGCGCAAGGAAUGUCUGGCUGGUGAAGCGCUGAGUGUGUGGUGUGCUCGGAGCCCCAAGCCCCUGCUCCCUGCCUGGGUAGUCGUGUGGGCUCUUCACUUUAAAAUGAGGCACUUUUAGACUAUCCUGGGCUGUGCUGUAGAGCUUUUCCAAGCGUGGGUCUAGUGCUGAGCCGGGCAGAUCCAGCCUAGAUGGCACAGCACGCUGCAGCCCUGACUUGCAAAUGCCUCCUGUCCUGCCUUACUGUGCCAGGCUGUGCAGUGCUUUCGUUCUGAGCCAAAAAUGUCCAGCGAGCACUGGGCCGAGGGAGCAAAUCCCUCUCUCUCAGCCCCAAAUCUGUCGAAGCAGAAGGCUUAAAUGACUGACCUCGCUGUGCUAAAUAAAUAGUUGUCUUUUCUCGUACUGAGCACACGCCGUUUUUUGCUUGAUGUCCUUCUUUGUGUGGUUUUUGUGGUAUGAAGUCCUUCCAGUGACAUCUCCGUGGGGAGAGUGAAUUAACACUUAAAACUAAUCAGAGUCUGUGCUUGGGGUUUGAAGAGAUCUAGAUUGCUAGUUUACUCUUUUGAUCAAGUCGAUAAAUUAAAUAUUGGCAAAACUGGUUUCAGACCUUUCAGCUUAUCACCAAAACUCUCGAUUGAAUCACUGCACCCGAUCUCAAUCUCUCUUUAGGGAAUCAUAAAUUUUAGUUGAAUAUAAAGAUGUCAUUUUCCUGUCUUGGACAAGUCAGUAGAAGGUUUUUGCUGCUUCUAUUUUAAGAGAGAUGAAAUGGAUUAUGCUUCUGCUUCCUCUUCCUACUGAUUUAAUACCCUGUAGAUAAGUCCUGUUAUUCCUAACAGUGCUGCAGCAGGAUGAAAACAAAUCUGGCAGCCAGGGGAUAAUGCAGCAGCAUUUUUGGGAGGGAAAGAACGAAUUCCUGCAAGUGCUGUUUGCCUGAGGCUCACUUAAAGCCUUGAAGCAUUUCUUAGUUCCCUCGGGCUGGGUGAUAAAUUAAACAUCCAUUUGUCUCUGAUGGACUAAAGUUUGAAGGUUGAUCCAUAGAAUACUGAAAACAAGGGGGAUUUUCCCAUUGGCUUCACCAUGCUCUGGCCUUUGAGGUCUUGUUGGCACCAGGGAUAUGAUCACAGGUCAUCAUAAAAUCAUCUCAAUUACACAUUUAUUUUUAAAUUGACACAUUUCUUAGGCUGAGCGUAAGGGAAGUGUCUUUUCUUAGGCAGCCCUGGUUAUUCUGGCAUCAGGAUUUGUGUAUGAACAACAGCAGUGCAACCAAAAACUUAUUGGUGAGUGCAACCAAAAACCUGGAGCUGGUGAGAGAUGAUUUAUGCCUUAAAAUAUUCCCUACUUUUCCUGGAAAUGCUACUGGGGUUUAGAAUUCAGCAGCCUUCUAACUAUUCUUAGAAUUUCUUGAAAAUAACAGUGCUGAAGAUUGGAGAGGACAAUGAUUCUUCGAGAGAUAAACUAAAAAAGGAAGGCAAUGGAAAAAUACAUUUGAAAGGUGAAAUUCUUGGAAUUUCAAUCAGCUCCAUGGAAAGCUUCAAGUCAGUGAAGAUUCUGAGAGGGUGCAAAGAACAGAACAGAGAAAUGGGGAGAAAAAGCACUAUUUAAUUAUCUUAAUAGCUUUGGUAAGGACAUGCUAACUUUUAUAUCCUCUUCCCCCCCCUUUUUUUUCCUCAGAAAAAGGCAAAAAUUACGAGCUCCGGUGUCAUGCAAAUUAACCUCUGCUAAUUGCCUUUUCCAGAAGAAUUCCUGCUGGCUCUGUGCAAGGUUAAAAGGUUAGAAAAAUACCUGAAGUUUCCUACAACCAACUUUGCAUUAUUAAGGGGAAUUUUCAGGACAUUAGGAAGGGCUGUGUUCUCUUUUCACUUGCUUUGCUAUGCCAAGGACUGCAAAUGCAGCCUGCUCAGACUUCCAUUCUCCUGGUCCAUCCUUUAUGCUGGAGCAGGAAUGCUGAUUCCCUUCCCAGGCCUUGCUGUGGUGUCAUUCCCUUCACCACAAAGCUAGGAGAGGUCUGUAGGGGCAAGAAGCAGCAUCACAUCAUAUUCAUGAGCUGGCUGCAGUUCUGCUGCACAGGUUGGGCACUUCCAGCCACAAAGAGGAAUUAGCUUUGAUCCAGAGCAUAACUCUUCUGUAUUCCAGUAAAUUCUCACUCUGGCACAUUGGAAUUGGGAAUAUUUUUUGCUGUUUACACUGGAGGUGUUUGGUUCUUUACUCUUUUGGGGAGAAAUCUGUUGAUGCUGAGGAUCUGUUGGCACAUUUUGGAUCUUAGGAGUGACACACGACUGACAGCCUCAAAAAGCCUUGGAGCCUGUGCCCCCAUCCAGCAACGCCUGGAGGGUUUAAUCCUCUGAACAAAGUGGGCUUAUGAUGACUUUUUCCUCUUCUUUCUGAGACCAUCAGUCCAGCCCUGUAACCUGCUUUCCUUUUAAAUUCCCUGAUUCCUGGAAUGUCUGCUCACACCAGAUCUUCAGCUGCUACAAACUACAGGGUUCCUUUGGUUUCUGAUCUGAUUCAUUACUUGUUCUUGCCUCCUUCUUCGGCCACUGCUCUGUAUUCUUCCCUUUCCUUUCCCUACUUUAUUCCCAGGCAGCUCUGCAGAUGUGGCCUCUCCAAAGCCCAAGGCUGAGAAAGAUUUUGGGUUGGCUAAGGCAGGUUUUGAGUGGUCCCCCAAAAAUACAGGCAGUGGUGGGGCCUCAGACUGUGCAUCACAGCAGAGAAUGUAUGAAGCUUUGGUCUGCCCUCACCUUUGAGGAUCUAAGUCUGUCAGAGGCUGAGUGCUCGUCUGCCACAGGAUUUGUAGUGGAUGACAAAUCUCCAGGAAGGUCCUGUUCUUGUCCUUCCCUGUCAGUCAGGUGUGAGGUGUUCUGGCUGCCUGAGAGGGGCUGACAUGGUGUGAGCACACACACCGUGCUUGACUUCAGCCAGAGCUCCCUCAGCCCUCUGGAGCACCAAAAACAGAGGGAAAAGAGAAGUUUUGAAGUUGAGGAUAUGUGCUUCUGCUGGCCUGGAAGGUUCAGCUAUUGUGCCAGGGAUGAGGGUGCAGGAAGUGCAGUCUCAUCUGAAUGAGCUAAUCAGGUGUCACUGGGUGACAGAGAACUGUAGGACUUCUAGGCCUCUAAAAUUCACUUUUCAUUCAAUUUGCUAUAGUAGGCCUCAAAAUCCUGUGAGAGAUUAGAGCCUUUGGCUUCCCAAAUUCAUGAGUCUGGAUCUACCUUGUGCUGUAGUUCUGCUCCCUCCUCUGGACAGUGUGUGCUCGGAUAUGCAGUACUCUGGGACUCAUGUCCUCUGCUCUUUGAUGCUCUUCAAAUUAAAUAGACUUUUUCUGCUGAAAAGCAUAACUUGGGUUAAAUAGGCUUUGGACUGGCUGUUCCUGUUUCUCUGCUGUUUGUCCUCAAACAGUUCCAUGAAUUUUCCAUUUCUCAGCCCCAGUGCAGCCUCCCAAGCAUGGAAGUACAGGUUCUUUCUGUCUGUGUGAUGAUGCUGCAGCACCAAAGCUCCCACCAGGACAAGAGGAAUCUUUAAUCACCUUUCCAACAGUCAAGUCCUGCACCGUAUCCCUGGUUUUGCCACAGCCACUUCAAGCAGCCAAGCUUCUGGGGCAAGCUGAUGAGAACAAGGGUGCCACACAAUUUUGUUUGGUUUAAAACCAACCAACCAGGGAAUAAUUUGGCUUUACUGAGUUUUGAGCAGCCCUUCAUAACCCUGGUGCCUUUUCCCAGGACUAUUUCAACUGAAGCCUUUAAAAGUUGCACUUCCACCUCCCCUGGAAAGCAACUCUUUUCCAGUGGUAGGUGCUAUAAGGUUGUGGAGGAACUAAAAUUACAGGAAGGGAACUCGAAGGUCAUAUUACAGGGAAUUUUUAUUUUGUUUUUGGUUUGUUUGGAUUCUGUUACUUCUCCAGGGACUAAUCCAAAGCCCUUGGAAGUUAGACUGAAAUGCCUGCUGUUCCUUUGGAAGCCUCAGGCACCUUUCCAAUGAUGUCGGUGGGUUUUGAGUCAGCUCCUGAGUGUGUUUUCCAAACAAUAGGAAUUUUCCAAGUGACACCUUGAUUUCUUCCCUGUACAACCAGACCUGCUUGUCACUUACACAUCUUUACCUGUGUUCAACAUACAGGUUUGGGGUUUUUUCUUUUGCUCUCAGAAACUAUAUGCUGCUAGACACAUUUCCUGGAGGGAAAUGGACACCUACCUACACACAAAGCUAUCCAGCUAAUUUAUACCUUGUUGAAUUUAUAAUCUUGUCUAUGCUUCUAUGGACACUUUGUAUGGGCUGCAGCUCAAAUCCUAAAAUAGUCAAGAAUUUUUUCCUUUCCCAUAUAGUAUUCUAUUUACUUUGACUUUGAAAACAAAAAAAGCGUAUAAAUGCAAUAAUGCAGGUAGACUAGAAAUACUAGAUUGAAAAUUUAAAGUAGUUUAGCUUGUCCCAUUGUGACUGACAGUGUUGUAUGACACCCAACGCUGUACCCUGACAUUUUCCAGGCUUUCUCCGUAGCUGAAUCUAGUAUUAGCUUUGGAAACCCAUUGUGUGAGUGGUGGGUGGAUGGGUCGGAAUCGUGUGCUCUCUACACACUGUAUGUUACUCACAUCACAAGCUGUAUGGCCACUCCAUAUGCUGUGAAACUGUAAAUGAUUCCCAAAUACACCUGUAACUCUUACCAGGAUUGUGAGAAAUAAACUAUAUAUAGAGAUAUAUACACACA
Molecule: messenger RNA, 12405 nt
Organism: Parus major (Great Tit)
Lineage: Eukaryota; Metazoa; Chordata; Aves; Passeriformes; Paridae
Product: scavenger receptor cysteine-rich type 1 protein M130-like
Exons: 9
Coding region: 1427-4708 (1093 amino acids)
Biological process (GO): neuron differentiation; cerebellum development
Cellular component (GO): membrane
Source: RefSeq, a predicted model, not a curated record